CUUCUAGCCCCUCCUCCUAGUUGAGUCAGUGGCUUGAAACUUUUAAAAGCUCUGUGCUCCAAGUUACAAAAAAGCUUUUACGAGGUAUCAGCACUUUUCUUUCAUUAGGGGGAAGGCGUGAGGAAAGUACCAAACAGCAGCAGAGUUUUAAACUUUAAAUAGACAGGUCUGAGCGCCUGAACUUGCCUUUUCAUUUUACUUCAUCCUCCAAGGAGUUCAAUCACUUGGCGUGACUUCACUUCUUUUAAGCGAAAGAGUGGGGCCCAGGCAACAUGGGUGACUGGAGUGCCUUAGGCAAACUCCUUGACAAGGUUCAGGCCUACUCCACUGCCGGAGGGAAGGUGUGGCUGUCUGUCCUUUUCAUUUUCCGAAUCCUGCUCCUGGGGACAGCUGUCGAGUCAGCUUGGGGGGACGAGCAGUCUGCCUUUCGUUGUAACACUCAACAGCCUGGUUGUGAGAACGUCUGCUAUGACAAGUCCUUCCCCAUCUCUCACGUGCGCUUCUGGGUCCUGCAGAUCAUAUUCGUGUCCGUGCCCACGCUCCUGUACCUGGCUCAUGUGUUCUACGUGAUGCGAAAGGAAGAGAAGCUGAACAAGAAAGAAGAGGAACUCAAAGUAGCCCAAACCGAUGGCGCCAACGUGGAGAUGCACUUGAAGCAGAUUGAGAUAAAGAAGUUUAAGUAUGGCAUCGAAGAGCAUGGCAAGGUGAAGAUGCGCGGGGGCUUGCUGCGAACCUACAUCAUCAGCAUCCUCUUCAAAUCCAUCUUCGAGGUGGCCUUCUUGCUGAUCCAGUGGUACAUCUAUGGAUUCAGCUUGAAUGCUGUUUACACUUGCAAAAGAGAUCCCUGCCCACACCAGGUGGAUUGCUUCCUCUCACGCCCCACUGAGAAAACCAUCUUCAUCAUCUUCAUGCUGGUGGUGUCCCUGGUGUCUCUGGCCUUGAACAUCAUUGAACUCUUCUACGUCUUCUUCAAGGGUGUGAAGGAUCGUGUGAAGGGAAAGAGCGAUCCUUACCACGCCACAACUGGCCCACUGAGCCCCUCCAAAGACUGCGGAUCUCCAAAAUAUGCGUAUUUCAACGGCUGCUCCUCACCAACCGCUCCUCUCUCACCCAUGUCUCCACCUGGGUACAAGCUGGUAACUGGCGACAGAAACAAUUCUUCUUGCCGCAAUUACAAUAAGCAAGCGAGUGAGCAAAACUGGGCUAAUUACAGCGCAGAACAAAACAGAAUGGGCCAGGCAGGAAGCACCAUCUCUAACUCCCACGCACAGCCUUUUGAUUUCCCCGACGAUAACCAAAAUUCUAAAAAACUGGCUGCUGGACACGAACUCCAGCCACUAGCCCUCGUGGACCCGCGCCCUUCGAGCAGAGCCAGCAGUCGCGCCAGCAGCAGACCUCGACCUGAUGACCUGGAGAUCUAGACACAGGCCUGAAAGCAUCAAGAUUCCACUCAGUUGUGGAGAAGAAAAAAGGUGCUAUAGAAAGUGCACCUUGGGUGUUAAUUUUGUUCCAGUGGAGGUGGUACUCAACAGCCUUAGUCCUGAGGCUUGGGAAACAAAGACAUUAGAUUAUCUAGGUUCAUUGAGGGUGUCUGGGCCGGGUGGGUGGAGAGGGAGGGAUAAGAAAGGUACAUGUUGGUAUUUAAUGUAGUGGAUUCAAUGAACUUAAAUUCUAAGUAAGAGUUCCAUUAGGUGAUACAUAGAUAAGGGCUUUUUCUCCCCCUGACACCCCUAAGAAUGGUUCUGUGUAUGUGAAAGAGUGGGUGAUCAUUGUGGCUAAAUUUCUUUUUUUUUUUAAUUUUUUGCCAAGAAACUGAAAUGACUUUGGCCAGGAAUAAAUACUUCCUGAACAUCUUAUUUCUUUUCAACAAGAACGGAGGAUUGUCCGUAUGUCCCUGCUAAAACAUUCCAUUGUUAAAAUUUGCACUUUGAAGGUAAGUUCUCUAGGCCUGACCCUCCAGGUGUCAAUGGACUUGUGCUACUAUACAUUGUUUUCUUGGUAUCAGUUUAAAAUUCAGACAAGGCCCAAGGAAAAUAAUUCCCGUGAAUUUGCAAAUCUCAGCACCCUUUUCACAUCCACUUUCACCGUGUCGCUACCAUUCACUUUUUUAUCAUUCCUCAACUACUAGUCACAUUCAUUUAACGGUAUCUGUAAACAUUUUUUAAACAACUGGGACAUGACUUAACGUUUUUUUUUGGAUUUAGAGUCAGGGAAGCAAGCCAUGCUCAAUAUUUAACAAUCACUUGUAUGUGUGUGUGUGUGGAAGAGUGUGUUUUCUUUGUCAUGUAUUGGUACAAGCAGACGCAGCAUAAACUCACAAACACUUAUUUGAAAAUAAUGCACACACAGUGUUCAAAUUUGAACCUUUCUCAUGGAUCUCAUGGAUUUUGUGGUGUGGGCCAAUAUGGUGUUUACAUUAUGUAAUUCCUGCUGUGCAAGUAAA
Molecule: messenger RNA, 2443 nt
Organism: Otolemur garnettii (small-eared galago)
Lineage: Eukaryota; Metazoa; Chordata; Mammalia; Primates; Galagidae
Gene: GJA1
Product: gap junction protein alpha 1
Exons: 2
Coding region: 273-1421 (382 amino acids)
Biological process (GO): cell-cell signaling; heart development
Cellular component (GO): connexin complex
Molecular function (GO): transmembrane transporter activity
Source: RefSeq, a predicted model, not a curated record